CUCAGUUAUCACCAAACUACACUCAGUCCAUAAUGCAUCAUUCACAUCUCGUUAAGUGUUCAUUGGCAAUGGCAGCAGAGCACGAGAUUGACUCCAACCGGGGAAGCGGAGUAGGCAGCCGUAAAUAUUCUACCAGCGAAAGCCAGGAGGCCCUUGCAGAAUCCUAUCUACGCUGUGGUGCUCUCCAGCAGUACUGUGAACUGAUGAUCCGUCUGCAUCAGUGGGAUCACGCCCUUGCUCUGGCUCCAGCUGUGUCUGUAGAUUACUGGAGAAAACUUGUUGCUAGGCCAUCUUGAUAAGGCCUUCUCAGAGUGUGUGGCUCUAAGUAAAAUGAAUAGAAAUAGCCGUAAGGGACCCCCGCCUGACGUACCUCCCAGAGGAUCUUCGAUGGAAAUGAAUGGCACAAGUCAAGUACAAGAACGGACGUUGGAGUGUGCUCGACUAGUUGCUCACUGGCACCUCCUCAGAGGGUCGCCUAUUGUUGCUGCCUGUGCCUUAUUAGCUGUGGAUGAUA
This is a messenger RNA of Macrobrachium nipponense, 514 nucleotides long. Its product is annotated as WD repeat-containing protein 17-like. NCBI's taxonomy places the organism in Eukaryota, Metazoa, Arthropoda, Malacostraca, Decapoda, Palaemonidae. The transcript is spliced from 3 exons. Bases 33 to 296 code for a protein of 87 amino acids. The record is from RefSeq and is a predicted model, not a curated record.